GGGAAGAGAAGACAAUAAACGUAGCUACCUCAUCUCCCUCUUCUUUUCUCUUUUUUUUUUUCUUUUGUUGCUGUCUCUUUUUUUUCCUCCACCUGUAGUUUCUCUCUUUUGUCCUCAAUAGGCGACGAUGGCCUCCUCCAUUUUCUCCGGUGUUAAGUUCUCUCCGAUCUUAGCUCCCGUUAAUUCUAGAGAUAGCCGCGGCUCUCGAUGUGUAAAAGAUAGAAAUAAAGUUAGGUUUAAUCCUGCGUCGCCGCGUCUCACUCCCAAUCGUGUUCGCGCCGAAGCUCAGUCUUCGAUUCCAUAUACUGGUCUUUGGGCACAGCCAACUGCGAACAGGGGACGUUUGAAGAGGAGCAUUGUUCUGGGACAACGAAGCGCGAUUUUCAGAAAAGAAGCUACUGGGACAUCACUUUCUCAGGGACGCAAUUUCUGUUUUACCUGUAAAAGAAGUCAACCCGGAGUCAGAAGAUCAUUACCGAGUGCCUUUGUGGACAGAAGUUCAUUUAGUUUGUCGAGGUCUCGUUUGACCUCUUCUCUGAGAAAAAAUUCUCAGGUUCUAAAUGCAACUGUUGGACCAGAUGAGCCACAUGCUGCUGGAACAGCCUGGCCAGAUGGCAUCGUUGCGGAGAGACAAGAUCUAGACUUAUUGCCCCCUGAGAUAGAUACUGCAGAGCUAGAAGCAUUUCUUGGUUGUGAACUUCCUUCUCAUCCCAAGUUGCACCGGGGGCAAUUGAAAAAUGGACUUCGGUAUCUUAUUUUGCCGAACAAAGUUCCACCAAACAGAUUUGAGGCACACAUGGAAGUUCAUGUAGGAUCGAUUGAUGAGGAAGACGAUGAGCAAGGGAUUGCUCAUAUGAUAGAACAUGUUGCAUUCCUUGGGAGCAAGAAACGUGAGAAACUUCUUGGUACAGGUGCCCGCUCUAAUGCAUACACAGAUUUCCACCAUACAGUAUUUCAUAUUCACUCUCCCACCCACACAAAGGACUCUGAGGACGACCUUUUCCCGUCUGUGCUCGAUGCCUUGAAUGAGAUAGCUUUUCACCCAAAAUUCCUAUCUUCUCGAGUUGAGAAGGAAAGGCGGGCUAUACUUUCAGAACUUCAGAUGAUGAAUACAAUUGAGUAUCGUGUUGACUGCCAGUUGUUACAACAUUUACAUUCUGAGAACAAGCUGGGUAGAAGGUUCCCUAUUGGAUUGGAAGAGCAGAUUAAGAAGUGGGAUGUUGACAAAAUUAGGAAAUUUCAUGAGCGAUGGUACUUCCCAGCCAAUGCCACUCUAUAUAUUGUGGGAGACAUCAACAACAUACCUCAGAUAGUCAACAAUAUUGAAGCUGUGUUUGGAAAAACUGGUUUGGAUAAUGAAUCAACACCCUCUCCUACUCCUGGUGCCUUCGGUGCCAUGGCUAAUUUUCUCGUUCCGAAGCUGCCAGCUGGUCUUGGUGGAACCUUUUCAAAUGAGAGAACAAAUACUGCUGAUCAAUCUAAGAUGAUUAAAAGAGAAAGACAUGCAAUUCGUCCCCCGGUUGAGCAUAAUUGGUCGCUUCCUGGAACCAGUAUUGAUCUAAAGCCUCCGCAGAUAUUUAAGCAUGAGCUUCUUCAAAAUUUUGCAAUCAAUAUGUUCUGCAAGAUACCUGUUAGCAAGGUUCAGACAUUUGGAGACCUGCGAAAUGUUCUGAUGAAAAGAAUAUUUCUCUCUGCUCUACAUUUUCGAAUUAAUACGAGAUACAAGAGUUCAAACCCGCCAUUUACAUCAGUUGAAUUGGACCAUAGUGAUUCGGGAAGGGAAGGAUGCACUGUUACCACUCUUACUGUCACCGCAGAGCCCAAAAAUUGGCAAAAUGCAGUGAAAGUUGCUGUCCAAGAGGUUCGAAGACUUAAAGAAUUUGGUGUCACCAGGGGUGAACUUACACGUUACAUGGAUGCUCUUCUAAAAGAUAGUGAACAUCUUGCGGCUAUGAUUGAUAAUGUGUCGUCUGUUGAUAACCUGGAUUUUAUCAUGGAAAGUGAUGCACUAGGCCACACUGUUAUGGAUCAGACGCAAGGACAUGAGACCUUGGUUGCUGUAGCUGGAACUGUUACGCUUGAAGAGGUAAAUACUGUUGGCGCCAAGGUGCUAGAGUUUAUUUCUGAUUUUGGAAGGCCCACUGCACCUCUUCCUGCAGCAAUAGUUGCUUGUGUUCCCACAAAGGUGCACGUUGAUGGGGUUGGUGAGAGUGAUUUUAAUAUAACUCCUGCUGAAAUAAUAGAUUCUGUCAAAUCAGGAUUAUUAGCACCCAUUGAAGCUGAGCCUGAGCUCGAGGUGCCAAAAGAAUUGAUCUCUCAAUCACAGUUGGAAGAGUUAACCUUGCAACGAAAUCCAUGUUUUGUCCCUAUUCCUGGGUCAAACGUAACCAAGUUGCAUGACAAAGAGACUGGGAUCACUCAGCUUCGCUUAUCUAAUGGAAUACCUGUAAAUUACAAGAUAUCAACAACCGAAUCUCGGGCAGGUGUCAUGCGGCUUAUUGUUGGUGGUGGACGAGCUGCAGAAACUUCUGAUUCCAAAGGAGCUGUGGUUGUUGGUGUUCGUACACUCAGUGAGGGUGGUCGAGUUGGAGACUUUUCAAGGGAGCAGGUGGAGCUUUUCUGUGUAAAUCAUUUGAUAAAUUGCUCGUUGGAGUCAACUGAGGAGUUCAUUGCCAUGGAAUUCCGAUUUACUCUGAGAGACAAUGGAAUGCAAGCAGCUUUUCAGCUGCUUCACAUGGUGCUUGAGCGUAGUGUCUGGUUGGAAGAUGCAUUUGAUCGAGCACGGCAGCUAUAUCUUUCGUAUUUUCGAUCAAUUCCUAAAAGCUUGGAGCGUGCGACUGCUCAUAAACUCAUGAUUGCGAUGCUGAAUGGUGAUGAGCGUUUUGUUGAGCCGACACCUAAGUCAUUACAGACCCUGAAUCUAGAAACUGUGAAAGAAGCGGUCAUGAGUCAUUUUGUUGGGGAAAAUAUGGAGGUAAGCAUUGUGGGGGACUUUUCAGAGGAGGAAAUUGAGCGUUGCAUCCUUGAUUACCUCGGUACAGUUAAAGCCAGCCAUGAUUCUACAAAACUACCUGGAUCUGAGCCUAUUGUGUUUCGCCAACCAACAGCUGGCUUGCAAUUUCAACAGGUAUUCUUGAAGGAUACUGAUGAGAGAGCAUGUGCAUACAUUGCUGGACCAGCGCCAAAUCGAUGGGGCUUUACAGUUGACAGGGAUGACCUUUUUCAGUCUGUUAGCAAACUUACUGUUGCUCAUGAUGGACUUUCGAAAUCGGAGGAACAGUUGCUAGAGGGCGGAGACAGGGAGUUGCAAAAGAAGCUUCGUGCCCACCCUCUUUUCUUUGGAAUUACAAUGGGUCUUCUGGCAGAAAUCAUAAACUCAAGGCUUUUCACGACAGUAAGAGAUUCUCUUGGACUGACAUAUGACGUAUCGUUUGAGCUAAACCUAUUUGAUAGGCUGAAUCUCGGGUGGUAUGUAGUAUCUGUGACUUCAACUCCCGGCAAGGUAUACAAAGCGGUUGAUGCCUGUAAGAGCGUUCUUAGAGGAUUGCAUAGCAACCAAAUUGCCCCUAGGGAGUUGGAUAGGGCAAAGCGAACUCUUCUUAUGAGACAUGAAGCUGAACUCAAAUCCAAUGCUUAUUGGCUUAAUCUAUUAGCUCACUUGCAGGCCUCCUCUGUUCCGAGGAAGGAACUGUCAUGCAUUAAAGAACUUACUUCAUUGUAUGAAGCUGCUUCGAUCGAGGACAUAUACCUCGCUUAUAAUCAAUUAAGAGUGGACGAGGACUCUCUGUACUCCUGCAUUGGGAUAGCUGGGGCGCAGGCUGGUGAAGAGACAACUGUGCUAUCAGAAGAAGAAGAACCAGAAGAUGCUUUUUCAGGAGUUGUUCCUGUGGGACGAGGCUCAUCGAUGACGACAAGACCAACAACCUGAUCCACAUUUUGGCUUGUAAGAUAAUGUAGGUGAAGACAUGUGCCAUAGAUACGACAGAGAAUAAGCCAGAUAAAGUAUCAGAUUCGUUGUCACAGAAAGAAGCUUUAGCAGAGGCUUUGCUUUGGCAUAAGAGGUUUGCAAGGCUAAUAAAUGACCACAUUAUCUGUACUAAUCUCUUGUCUCCUUCAUAUUUAUAGAAAAGAAAAAAGAAAGAUAGUGACAUAUGUAGACCCUUUGUUUUUUGGACUUGAUCGUUACUACUUCGGUGCAAAGUUUAUGCAGCUGUAAAUGGUGAUUUUGAGGAGUCUUUUUGCACCCAUGUUCAUCUAUCUGUAAAAUCAUUGGGAGGUGCUCAUGGCAGUUUGGGAUGAUAAUUUAGUGGCUGGAAGAUUGAUAAGAGCUUAUAAUAUUUUAA
This is a messenger RNA of Camelina sativa (false flax), 4343 nucleotides long. RefSeq names its product stromal processing peptidase, chloroplastic. Gene Ontology annotation, molecular function: metal ion binding. The record is from RefSeq and is a predicted model, not a curated record. NCBI's taxonomy places the organism in Eukaryota, Viridiplantae, Streptophyta, Magnoliopsida, Brassicales, Brassicaceae.